Messenger RNA from Perognathus longimembris pacificus (Pacific pocket mouse), 938 nucleotides. RefSeq names its product SNAP associated protein (gene Snapin). Gene Ontology annotation, cellular component: BORC complex; BLOC-1 complex; synaptic vesicle. Gene Ontology annotation, molecular function: SNARE binding. The coding region runs from base 38 to 448 and encodes 136 amino acids. The transcript is spliced from 4 exons. The record is from RefSeq and is a predicted model, not a curated record. Gene Ontology annotation, biological process: intracellular protein transport; synaptic vesicle exocytosis; lysosome localization. NCBI's taxonomy places the organism in Eukaryota, Metazoa, Chordata, Mammalia, Rodentia, Heteromyidae.
CCUCCGCGGCAGGCUCUCGAAGGCUGGGUAGUUCGUCAUGGCGGGAUCUGGGUCCGCCACUGUGUCCGGGGCAGGGACCCCGGUAGCGGGGCCCACAGGCCGCGACCUCUUUGCUGAAGGGCUUCUAGAGUUCCUGCGGCCGGCUGUGCAGCAACUUGACUCCCACGUCCACGCGGUCAGAGAGAGCCAGGUAGAGCUCCGGGAACAAAUUGACAAUCUCGCUACGGAACUGUGCCGCAUCAAUGAGGAUCAGAAAGUGGCCCUGGACCUGGACCCCUAUGUUAAGAAGCUGCUUAAUGCCAGACGACGUGUUGUCUUGGUCAACAACAUUCUACAGAAUGCCCAGGAACGGCUGAGGCGGCUAAACCACAAUGUUGCCAAGGAAACUGCCCGCAGGAGGGCAAUGCUGGAUUCAGGAGUUUAUCCUCCUGGCUCCCCAAGCAAGUAACAGAAGGUGAGAGCUGUGACCCGAGUAGCACAAGUACUGUUCCCCAGCUGCCAUGUUUCAAGACAAGAAGAUUCCAGAAAACAUUCUGUUCAUCGUGGGACACCAGAAAGGCAGCUCUGUUGUUUCUUUUGAAGCACUUAUUUAUGUAGUGAUCCUAAGAACCUUCUGCACAGCAGGACUCAGGCUCUGAAAGGACUAUAUUAGUUCUUCCUUCCAAAAAUGAACAUGUACAUUUUUAAGCAAGCUACAUAUUCACCUUUUUACAUGCUAUCGUUAACCAGAUUGGAGCAUCCUGUUAGCAUGCCUAGUUCCUUGGACUUGGGCAGCAUAUCCUUUACCUGUGAUUCCUUUCCUCAUUUACAGUGGAGAAAGGCAGAGUCAAGGUAAAUAACAUCAGUCCACCUUCUUCUGUUGAUUGCACUGGCUUGAAUACAGAAUUGCUAGAACCAUUUAAUUCAAUAAAUGCUUAUAGUAUUCUAGUUUAGUAAUA